Caenorhabditis auriculariae is the source of this 1666-nucleotide messenger RNA. Lineage: Eukaryota; Metazoa; Nematoda; Chromadorea; Rhabditida; Rhabditidae. The record is from the annotation of a GenBank genome assembly.
AUGCUCUUCCCACUCAAAUCGUUAGUUUCUUUUUUCAAUUUGAAAUUGCGUGAAAAAAAAACAUUUUAUGAUAUCCUAAAAAAGGCCAAACGUUUUUUUUUUCUCCGACAAUGAAACUGUUUUCCAUAUUUGUUCUCAGAUGCUUGCUAUUGAUACUCGUGGGCCUGAGCGACGCACAAAAGGGCCAGCGGAUGUGUCGCCAAUGCCGCGAUCUUUUCAUCGACCACGUUCUUUCUCUGAUCGUUCCGUAACUUUGACCUGCCAAUUUCAGAACCAAGAGAUGUUGCAAGAAAGCAGAAAUAACCCUCAGACGCUAAUUUUCCUCAAGCGGCGCCCUCUUCCGACUUGUGAUGAACCCUUGAAAAGAGUACGUCGGUCCAGCAAUUUUAAUUGUUUUUUUUUUCAAUCUAGGUGAACUGCUUUUUCCCGUGCCUGAAGAUUACAUUGUUUGAAUUAAGAACAAGUUGGUUUCCAGUUUCACUUGAGUUUUUAAUUUUUGAUCAGAGAAAAGUGCAUUUUAUUACGACUGUGGAGAAAACAUCGUGCAGAGCUUCAACUGGAAAGAUCACCUCAAAAAUACUGCCGAGAAGUGUCUUGUCAAUCACAACGUUUCUGGUCAGUGCUUUUUCCUCGUUCUCUCCAAACUUUUCCAAUUUCAGGAACAGAAAACACAUUGAUGGUGCAGUACUUCUAUAGUGCAGCGGCGAACUUCAGCAGCGACUUUGAAGAAGAAAACGGCCGUCCGUUGUGCCAUCAGAAAGGUGAGCCUUUUCAAAAAAUCACUUUAUUUUCUAGAAAAUCAUCCCCUUCGGGUACAUUCUUUUUCAUGCAACAGCGAGUUUUAUUCAAAAUGGUAAAAAUGUUUCUAGAGGGAUUUAUGAAAAAAAUUUCGAAAAAACGAAAAAAACUUUUUAAUCGAACGCAUCUGAAAAAUUCGAAAAAAUGAAAAGAAGAGGAUUUUCUUAUCAAUUGCUUAUUGGAGACGAAAUAAAGCAAUAUUGGCGUCGAGUUUCGCGCCCCAAUGACUUCUGAGCAAUCGAUGCGCAUUUGAAUCAUCAAAUUUCUUUAAUUCUAUGAGUUGAGCCAGUUAUGAACCGUGUUUUAUUUUUCAUAGCGACCAAUAAACUUUUUUUCAAAUCAUUUUUUUUAAAAAUAAAAUAAUGUUAAAAAAACAUUUUAUUGAUAAAAUUUUUUUCCUAAUCUGUAAACAAAAAAAUCAGUACUUUUUGCAUCUAGUAGAAUCCGAAUCUUUAUCAAGAAAAAUGGCGUACUGUCUCUUUAGUUAUAAAAAGUUGAAUCUGGAAAGAGUUUAAAAAAAAAGGUUAGAAAAUAAAUUGAGUCUCAUUAAGAAAUGCGGAGCCGAUCUAUAUAUGAAGCAGCGAAAGCGUCUUCAGACGACAGCAUCCUGAUUUGGACUAUGGCUAUCUUGACCGUCGUCGCGCUCUCCGCCGUCGGGUACUUUAUUUUCGAGAAGUGCUGCUCCAACAACGACGACGUUUUGCGGAACGACAUGCCCCUCCUCGAAACGAGCAGCGCCGCUCAGUCGCUUCUUCAGAAACGCGUCAACAGCGCCAACGAGGUCGUCAGAACUGGGGCCGCUGUCCCUCAAAUUAUUUGCGAUCAAGAAGAAAUCGACAGAAAUUCUUCGCUCAAAGUAACCGUUUAG